UUCGGGAAUGGGGACGGGGAAGAGUCGCUUGCCAGCCUGCCUGCCUGCCUGCCUGCCUCCGGCGAGCGCGCCGCCGUCCAUCCCCUGCUGCCAGGCGCCCCUGAAGCUUCCCCUCCGCCGCCGCUGCGCCUCGCCUUGGCUUCCCCAGCCGAGCGACGGUUAACUCGGCCCGCAUCUCUGCGUAAUGACGCGCGGGAGGCAGGCAGGCAAGGUUUGGGUGGGGAGAGGAGGGCGAGCGCGAAGGAGGUGGGCAAAGCACGAGAGCAGGAGGCGGAGAGGAGCCGAGCAAGCUUUUAAAGCGACAGCCGAGCCUCCCCUUCGCCCAGUGCUGAGCUGCAGCGGGAAAGGCAGCGCGGGCAGGCGGAGCGCCGACGGCAGCAGGCGCCGGGACUGGACUCGACUCUCUUCCCCGCCUGGCUGCUCUCCGCCCCCGGGGAAUCCUCGCCGAGCGCAGGGGGAGGGGGCGCGGAGGGACCCUGUCGGAUCGGGCGCUUCUCUCCUCCACCCAGCCCAGCCCAGUCCGCUCCUUGGCGCCCUCCUGCGCCGGCUCAGCCCCUUCUCCACUCUCGCCGCGCACCAUGCUCGGGCCGGGGCUCCGCGGGGUGCAGCCGCUGACUUUGCCGAAGUUGCCCUGCUGGUGCCUGCUGCUGGGGUGGCUGUGCUGGGCAGGGACGCGCGGCCAGGAGAUGUACGCGCCGCACUCCAUCCGCCUGGAGGGGGACAUCACCUUGGGCGGUCUCUUCCCGGUCCACGCCCGGGGGCCCAACGGCGCGCCUUGCGGGGACAUCCAGCAGCAGGACGGCGUCCAUCGCCUGGAGGCCAUGCUCUACGCCCUGGACCAGAUCAACAGCGACCCCGAGCUGCUGCCCAACGUCACCCUGGGCGCCCGCAUCUUGGACACCUGCUCCCGGGACACCUACGCGCUGGAGCAGUCGCUCACCUUCGUCCAGGCACUCAUCCAGAAGGACACCUCCGACGUGCGCUGCACCAACGGCGAGCCGCCCGUCUUCGUCAAACCCGAGAAGGUGCUGGGGGUCAUCGGCGCCUCGGCCAGCUCCGUCUCCAUUAUGGUGGCCAACAUCCUCAGGCUUUUCCAGAUACCCCAAAUCAGUUAUGCUUCAACUGCACCAGAGUUAAGUGAUGACCGGCGCUACGAUUUCUUCUCACGGGUUGUUCCUCCAGAUUCCUUCCAAGCACAGGCAAUGGUGGACAUUGUGAGAGCUUUGGGAUGGAACUAUGUUUCCACCUUGGCUUCUGAAGGCAGCUAUGGUGAAAAAGGCAUGGAAUCUUUUAUACAAAUUUCCAGAGAGUCAGGUGAUUUCUGCAUUGCCCAGUCAUUGAAAAUCCCACAGGAUCGCAAAAACAAGACCUACGAAUUUGAUAAAAUUAUCAAGCUGCUUCUAGAUACACCCAGAGCCAGGGCUAUCAUUGUCUUUGCCUACGAUGAGGAUAUAAAACAAAUCCUCGCAGCAGCAAAAAGGGCUGAUCAAGUUGGCCAUUUUCUGUGGGUGGCUUCAGACACUUGGGGCUCCAAAAUGACUCCAGUAAUUCAACAAGAAGAUGCUGCCGAGGGAGCAAUCACCAUCCUGCCUAAGCGGGCAACCAUUGAAGGAUUUGAUACCUAUUUUACGUCCCGCACAUUGGAAAACAACAGAAGAAAUGUAUGGUUUGCAGAAUAUUGGGAAGAAAACUUCAACUGCAAGUUAACAAUUAGUGGGUCAAAAAAGGAAGACACUGAUCGUAAAUGCACUGGACAGGAAAGGAUCGGAAAAGACUCUCACUAUGAACAGGAGGGUAGAGUACAGUUUGUGAUCGAUGCUGUUUAUGCCAUGGCUCAUGCCCUCCAUCAGAUGAACAAGGAUUUGUGCAAUGAUUAUUCUGGAAUCUGCCCAGAGAUGGAACACGCAGGGGGCAAGAAGCUACUAAGAUAUAUACGCAGUGUUAACUUCAAUGGUAGUGCUGGCACUCCAGUGAUGUUUAAUAGAAAUGGUGAUGCACCAGGACGUUAUGACAUCUUUCAAUAUCAAACCACAAAUACAUCCACGCCAGGCUACCAUCUGAUAGGCCAAUGGACAGAUGACCUACAGCUCAAUAUGGAUGAAAUGCAAUGGGGCAAAGGAGUGAAGAAAACCCCUUCUUCAGUCUGCAGUCUUCCCUGUAAACCAGGAGAACGAAAAAGGAUUAUGAAAGGGAUGAGUUGCUGUUGGCAGUGUGAGCUGUGUGAUGGUUACCAAUACCAGUUUGAUGAAGUGAGCUGCAAGCUGUGCUCCUACAGUCAACGGCCGAAUGAGAAUCGCACAGGAUGUAGCCCUAUCCCUAUUGUAAAGUUGGAGUGGCAUUCACCCUGGGCGGUCAUCCCAGUCUUUCUAGCCAUGCUUGGAAUUAUUGCCACCAUAUUCGUCAUGGCAACCUUCAUUCGGUACAACGAUACUCCCAUUGUGAGGGCCUCUGGAAGGGAACUUAGCUAUGUUUUGUUGACAGGAAUAUUUCUGUGUUAUAUCAUCACUUUCUUGAUGAUUGCCAAGCCAGAUGUUGCCGUGUGUUCUUUCCGGCGGAUCUUCCUAGGAUUGGGAAUGUGCAUAAGCUAUGCUGCUCUGUUGACUAAAACAAACCGUAUCUAUCGCAUAUUCGAACAGGGCAAAAAAUCAGUGACAGCACCCAGGCUUAUUAGUCCAACAUCACAAUUAGCAAUCACAUCAAGUUUUAUAUCAGUACAACUUCUUGGAGUUUUCAUUUGGUUUGCUGUUGAUCCACCAAACAGUAUUAUAGAUUAUGAUGAACAUAAAUCUAUGGAACCAGAUCAAGCCAGAGGCGUUCUCAAAUGUGACAUUACGGAUCUACAAAUAAUAUGCUCUUUGGGGUAUAGCAUUCUCCUAAUGGUUACAUGUACUGUUUAUGCCAUCAAGACUCGGGGUGUCCCAGAGAAUUUUAAUGAAGCCAAACCCAUUGGAUUCACUAUGUACACUACAUGUAUAGUAUGGCUUGCCUUCAUUCCAAUAUUUUUUUGCACUUCCCAAGCAGCUGAAAAGGUCUAUGUACAAACCACAACCCUGACAAUAUCUAUGAACUUAAGUGCUUCAGUGGCCCUGGGGAUGCUUUACAUGCCAAAAGUUUACAUCAUCAUCUUCCAUCCUGAACUAAACGUCCAAAAGCGGAAACGUAGCUUCAAAGCAGUAGUGACAGCAGCCACCAUGUCAUCAAGACUAUCACACAAAACUAGUGACAGGCCCAACGGGGAAGCAAAAACAGAACUUUGUGAAAAUGUAGAUCCAAACAACUGCAUACCACCUGUAAGAAAAAGUGUUCAAAAAUCUGUUACUUGGUACACUAUUCCACCUACAGUAUAGCUCUUGCCUGCUUUUUUAGAAGGCCAAGUUCUUAUUCUCACUACAGAGUGGAUCAAGCUUAGUUUACUUAUGCCCUGCCGCAAAAAAGAAGUAUGU
Molecule: messenger RNA, 3443 nt
Organism: Notechis scutatus (mainland tiger snake)
Lineage: Eukaryota; Metazoa; Chordata; Lepidosauria; Squamata; Elapidae
Source: RefSeq, a predicted model, not a curated record